AUGAGGUUGGAGAAGUGCUGGUUUUGCUCGAGCACGGUGUACCCCGGACGCGGCAUCACCUUCGUGCGCAAUGACAGCAAGACGUUCAAGUUCUGCCGCUCGAAGUGCCACAAGAACUUCAAGAUGAAGCGGAACCCGCGGAAAGUCAAGUGGACCAAGGCCUACCGGAAGCUGGCAGGGAAGGAGCUCGCGGAGGACGCGACGUUCGAGCUGGAGCGGAAGCGCAACCGUCCGGUGCGGUACGACCGCGACCUGGUGGGCAAGACGAUUGACGCGAUGCAGCGGGUGGACGAGAUCCGCGAGAAGCGGCAGGCGCGCUACUACGAGACGAGGAUGGCCAAGGCGCGCGGGAUCCAGGUCAAGGCGGACCGCAAGCAGCUCGAGCACGAGAUUCACCUCGUGCGGGCGGCGCAGCCGGAGAAGGAGCAGGAGCGGCUCCGGGAGGCCGUGGAGGAGCUGCAGCGGGAAGAGGGGAUGGAGGAGUAG
This is a messenger RNA of Pedinophyceae sp. YPF-701, 486 nucleotides long. The record is from the annotation of a GenBank genome assembly. Lineage: Eukaryota; Viridiplantae; Chlorophyta; Pedinophyceae.